AUGCCUCACGCCGUCCAACGCACACUUACAGUAAAAAAGCUAUUCGAGCAAGACAUAGCCGGUCUCAAAUCCUACGAGUCACCAAAUCAACCAUGUCCACUAAAGUUCGAUCUCGUAACCUCAGCCACCCAACUCAAAGAAGAAGACCUCCAAGCCUGCCUCGAGCUAAUAGAGCAAACAUCCGGCGACGAUUACCGCGCCUCGAGAAUCGGCUGGAACACGCGCAAAAAGCGAGAAGAAAUGAUGGACAAAGACAUGAUAUACCUUCUCGUCCGGCGAGCCAACCCCGACACAGUACCACCAACAACAGCAACAUCCCCCAACACCCCCAUCCUUGGCUUCACCUCCUUCAUGUUCACCUGGGACGACCCACCCCACCAAGACCGCGCCGUCGUCUACAUCUACGAGAUCCACCUCUCCCCUACCCUGCGCAAGCAGGGUCUGGGCUCACGACUAAUGAGCUUCGUGGAAGCCGUCGCGCGCGCCUGCAGUAUCGAGAAGACGAUGCUAACCGUCUUCGUAGCGAAUGCGGGAGCGAAGAAGAUGUAUGAGAAGUUGGGGUAUGAGAGGGAUGAGUGUAGUCCUGUUGAUCGGGUGAUGCGGCGGAAGGUGGUUAGAGCAGAAUACGUUAUUAUGAGUAAGGCUGUCUCUUGA
Messenger RNA from Bipolaris oryzae ATCC 44560, 654 nucleotides. RefSeq lists its product as uncharacterized. The record is from RefSeq and is a predicted model, not a curated record. Gene Ontology annotation, cellular component: nucleus. Bases 1 to 654 code for a protein of 217 amino acids. Gene Ontology annotation, molecular function: protein N-terminal-serine acetyltransferase activity; histone H4 acetyltransferase activity; histone H2A acetyltransferase activity. Lineage: Eukaryota; Fungi; Ascomycota; Dothideomycetes; Pleosporales; Pleosporaceae. The transcript has 3 exons.